Molecule: messenger RNA, 927 nt
Organism: Protobothrops mucrosquamatus (brown spotted pit viper)
Lineage: Eukaryota; Metazoa; Chordata; Lepidosauria; Squamata; Viperidae
Product: acyl-CoA:lysophosphatidylglycerol acyltransferase 1
Exons: 5
Coding region: 1-705 (234 amino acids)
Cellular component (GO): endomembrane system
Molecular function (GO): acyltransferase activity
Source: RefSeq, a predicted model, not a curated record
AUGGAAUGGGGAGAUGAUAUUAGAACAGUUUCAGAAGAUGAAGCUUUGAUGCUGGUGAAUCAUCAAGCAACCGGAGAUAUUUGCACCCUAAUGAUGUGCCUUCAAGACAAAGGCACGGUUGUUCGUCGGAUGAUGUGGCUGAUGGAUCAUAUAUUUAAAUACACAAAUUUUGGAAUUGUAUCUCUGAUUCAUGGAGACUUCUUUAUAAGACAGGGAAAAGCUUAUCGUGACCAGCAGCUUGUACUCCUCCAUGAACAUCUAGAAAAAUAUUACAGGAGCCGUAGUCGCAAGUGGAUUGUAUUGUUUCCAGAAGAUAUCAGAAGAUUGGAAUAUUUCCACUUAGGCCACUGUAAGAAUAAUCUUCCAUUUAAAUCAAAUUUAGUCAGUUUAGGAGCUCAUAUUCAUCUAGAAAAUUAUGGUAUAUGUGAUUUAAAGUGUUGUUUUCCUGGUUUUCUUUCCUCUAUAUUUUUUUUUUUAGAAAGUAAAUCAAAAGGUCUUCAGUGGGUGAUAGAUACAACUAUUGCAUAUCCCAAAGCUGAGCCCAUAGACAUUCAGACAUGGAUUCUUGGCUACAGGCGGCCAACAAUUACUCAUGUACAUUACAGGUAUGAAAUGCACUUUCUGUCUUUAAUUCAUUUUAAGAGACCUGGAUUUGAAAUUUUCCUAGUGGAACAUCUCAGAGCAUACACUUGUAUAGAAAUAUAAGCAGCUUUACACUGCGUGUUUUAAUUUUGGGGCAUGCAGUUUUGCAUUUGGAAAUGCUGGAAGGUAUACUUUUAAUCCUGGUUGCUGUAAGUAUGCAACUAAUCAGUUACAGUCCCAAGUCCAAACUAGUAAGCUUGAGGAGAGAGCCCCUCCAUAUAUAAAUUUAUAUAUGAUUAGGCUUUAGCCUAGAAAACAUAUUUAUAACAUCUGUGAUAAGCUCAC